Molecule: messenger RNA, 4187 nt
Organism: Anoplophora glabripennis (Asian longhorned beetle)
Lineage: Eukaryota; Metazoa; Arthropoda; Insecta; Coleoptera; Cerambycidae
Exons: 4
Coding region: 298-3912 (1204 amino acids)
Source: RefSeq, a predicted model, not a curated record
UAGUCGCUUAGAUACUACACUACAACUAAGUUGUUUUAAUUCGUUACUAAUGUUUCUAUCUAUAUCUCAUCAUCUAUGAGUGUUUACGUUUAUCUUAGAUGCUGAAGGAUAAUAUAACAUAAUACGUAUUUCUACUAAAAAAUAAUAUUGGAGCUUUAACCUACUCAAAUACACCGAUUCAGUGUAUCAACUGGGAAUAUAAAUGGAAUAACAUUAACUCAUAUUGUGCAAUUUUUUAGUUACGCAGAAAGAGUAGGGUGUUUACAAACGUGGAGAGAAUUUUUUAAUGCAUAUAUCAUGGCCACGUCAGAUUUUGUGACACAAUUUUACAAUUUAGAAGGUGAUUUGGUAUCGGAAAGAAAAAAGAAUUUUUUUAAACUUCUAAAAACGCAACCUUCUCUAAAUGAAGAUGAUUUGAAGAGUUUAUGCCCAAGAACACAUCUAGAAAGGCUAUUUCAAAUUGACAUAUUUAUUCAUUUUAAAAUGUCUUCAAAAUUACUGGAAGUAAUUAAAGGAGGAAAUGAAAUAUUUAUAAGCAAGAUUUUAAAACAUCCCACGCUUUUAUUGGAAAUUUUUGGGAAGAUUUCUCUAGAGGCUUUUGUUAAUGAUUUUCUUCCAACCACAUCUUAUGCAUUAAGAAUGAAGAUACUGAAGAGACUUUCUUUAGUCUUGAGCGAAUCCCAGAUGGACGAGAUUGUUUCUUCAGUACAUAAACGGUACGGACUUAACAUAGCUACAAAACUAAUCCACACAUGCAGUUCAAAGAAGAUUAAAGACUUUUUGUCUAACCAUGAAGUGGUCCUGAAACCAAGACAGGUUAAAUUUAUUUUUGAUAAAGAUACUGAACUAUUUUUAUUCUAUAUAAAUUAUUACAAGACAUUACCAGAAAAAUCAGAGUAUAGUCACACAAAUGUAUGUCAAUACGUCGCGUUAAAAAAUCCGAAAAUGUGGUAUAAGCUACACGAGGAACACUCCAUUUCUAAAAUAAAUUUAGGACGCAGAACAAGUAAAAACUUUUUACGUCACAGUAAUGACGAUUUUCUUAGUAGUAUCAAACAUUAUUCGGAGUUUUUAAAAUUAGAUGUUAUUGUUCGAAAGUUGCAUGGUAAUUUUAAAGAAGUUUAUUUUGAAUUCUUUCCAAGAGAUACAUAUAAUAUAAAUACAUAUAAUUUUUCCCACAAACUACUUCGACAUUACCCAAAAAACAAACAGUGGGAUAUGUUUGCGCAAACCUAUUUAAAAGUCUUUGGAAAUAAUAUUUUAGAUAACUUAAUUUACUUGAAUUCGGAUUUUAUAAAGUUGUUUCCAAAUAAAACUGUCAUGAACAAAUGGGCAGAAAGACACUAUAAAAAACACAAAUCAAAUGACUUGUUAAAAUAUUGUGAUCCGAAUACAACGAUUCCUUUGAUUAAAGAAAAAAUUAACGUUACGUCAGAUAUUUACGAACGAAAAAUGUUAGUAGUACUCUUACUAGAAAACUGUCAGAAAAAUGAAGAUUAUACGUCAUUAGAAGCGGUAUUAAAAUAUAUUUGUUUUCGACAUCGAAACGAAGACAAUACUUCAGAAAUUCUUGAUAAAAUUAGGUAUUUAUUUAAAUUGGAGAAACUUAAUCAAAACCACUGGAAUCACGUAACUGAAAUGCUUACAAUCUUAAAAUUAAGAAAACAGUUGUAUUACGGUACUGUUACAUUUUACUUAAAAUAUGUAGAAUAUUUAAUUCUCCAUGGAAAACCUCAUCGAAAAGAACUGAUAAGGUACAUAAAAGAAGCAAAUAGAAACAGUCUUUAUGUUGAUUUAGAAAAUAAAAAAGUCAAUAGGCAAAUUUUGAUUGAAAUAAUUAGUAACUAUCGAAAAGUGGAAGAAAUCGAUGACACAAAAUUUAAUGAGAAAUUUAUCAAUAUCUUAAUUGAUUUUAAUGAAAGUAAUACUGAAUAUAUUAUUGAUUUAUCAGAUUUUCCAGGAUUUCUUCCAUACAUAAAGUCAAUAUUGGAUUCUGAUUAUACGACGUUGGAAGACAAUGAGAGGAAUCUAUUAAUUAAGGUUAUCAAUUAUAAUUUUAAGUUUCCAGAAAAGCCAAUAAUAGUAAUUGAGGAAACUCGACUUCUUGAAAUAUUUCAACAAGAUAUUGAAAAAAGCUUUAAUUUUGGCCAUAUUGUGGAGAUGAGUAUAAAAAAACUGGAUCGAUCAGAAUUUGACAAUAACAUCAUCGAGUUAUUUUGGGAUAACCUAGAAAAAUUUAAAUAUAUUGAUUUCUGUCGAAGCAUUAUAAACUGGCUAUUUCUAAAUAAUCCAAAAGCUAUAACUCCUUAUUUCGAUUUGAUAUGGAUGGCGAACCAAACGUACAUUAAAAUUAAAGAAAUUAAAUUUAUGUCUCAUUUGGGUUUCGACAAGAAAAUUGUAGCCUAUUGCACCGAUAAGUUGACAUGGCUUGAUGAUUUCUUGAAAGAUAUAUUUAAAAAACAGGCUCCUAGCAGUACCAAAAUGGAAACUAAUAGCGAACCCAAGAAAGAAAUUGACCUAGAUAUGUAUAAAAAAGUAAUUGAGUAUCUCUCUAUAUUAUUAACAACAGAUGAGUACAUCGAAGUUAUUUCGAAACGAUUUCUACCUGUUAAAGAAAAGAUAAAUCUUGCUGAUGAAGCGUUAAAUCAAAUGUACUACUUACAAUGUGAAGUUGCAGGAUCCUUGAAGAAACUGCAUGAACCUGUAAUUGUUCUUCCUACGUUGAUGAAGUUCUGCGUAGGUGACUAUUUGCAGUCUGCCUUGCCCUCACUCUAUAGUGUUUGCUAUAGAGCUCCAGAGGAACUGCUGUAUUCCUACAUGGAUGUAUUAUCCAAAAGAGCAGUUUCCGUGAAAAAGCACGUAUUGUUUUUAAGUUGCGAGGUUCUGAAUUAUGAUUACGCUUUAAGUAUGUUGCGGAACUUUGACGAAAAUCAUAUCUCCAGUCAGAAACAUGUAUUCUCUGCUACCUUAAAAUAUUUUUGUAAAAAUCCUUGUGAAGAGUUGCUAACUUUGGUGGCUUUGAACUUAAGUACAAUUGAUAAAAAUGACGAUGAAACGUUAACGAGGUUGGUAAAAAUUGUUGUACCAAAAAAAUAUAAAACUGUGUAUAUCCAAAAAUGUUGGUAUUUCUUUGAAAAUUUAAGAAAGAAAGAUAUUAACAUACAACAAUAUUUACAAUUAUUUUUAAAUGCUAUUUUAGAUUCAGAUGACGUUUUAUUAUCUUUGACAAUUGAUUUUUAUAAGCACGUUAUUACACAUUAUUUUAAAAAUCCUCCUAAGGAUGAUCACAAUUUAUACGGCAUUACCCGCUUUGUGUGUUUUUUUUUACGAAAUGUGAGAUUAGAACAAGCUGGCAAUUUCAAAUUGAUUUUUGAUAUCAUUCUCUCAUUUCCAACACACGCUAUUAAAUCAUUUUUUGAUAAUUUCUAUGACUUAGCGACAGACGAUGUAAAAAACAAUAAUAAAAUUGAUACAGCUAAUAAUUAUUAUAUAGAACUGUUUAAACAACAUUGGUCCAAUACUUUUACGCCCAUUAAAAUGUUCAAUGAGCACGUGUUACUUGAUUUAUUAUAUUUUAAAUGUAAAUCAUCUGACAAUAUUGUCAAGAAUUAUGCAAAUGAAGUAUUGAUUUAUUUAGAAGAAUUAAUUGCAGAAUAUGGGCCCUAUAUUUAUUAUAAAUUUAAAGACUUAGUGUUGCACAAACACACAUUCACUAAAAGGGAAAUAUAUUUAUUUCUUUAUAAUAUUCUAACAAUUAAAAAUUCAACUAUUAAUUAUAUAUUGGUUAUUGAUUUAAUAAAAGGUCAGUCUCGUGAUAAUGAUGUAGAUGAUAUUCAUAGUAAAAUUAUGGAAAUUUUAAAGAAUUCAGAUCAGCUUAUUGUGUCUGUGUACUUUAACAGUUAUUUUGGAUAGAAUGUAUGAAUAUGUAAAUAUACGGGGUAAGUCGUGCCUUAAUGGCAGACGUCAAAAUAUAGCGAUUGAGCCAAACAUGCCUUAGUCAAUUGUUGCUCCUUUUCGUUCUACAAGGUGUUAAAAUUGAAAAGAUAUUUUCGAUUUUUUGCUAUAUUUUAAGUAUGUAUGGAUCGAUUGUUAUGAUUGUAGAUUUAUGUUUGUUGAGGUGACAAAUACGAAUAUGCAAACAGUGUUGGGGUCACGUCUAGGGUCGCUAGUUAUACUGUCCUAUCAAU